GAUAAUAAAUCAGAUUAAGACCUUCCCAUUUCUCUUUCUUUUCCUCUUUCUUAUCAUCCUGUCUGUCUUUAUUUACUCACAUUCAAGUUUGUGUAAGCUUAGGUUGCUUAAUAGAAAGGCCUUAGGUAACCUCCUCCUCCUCCUGAUGAUAAUGUUAUUGUUGAUGAUAAUGAUGAUGAUGAUGAUGAUGAAGAUAAUGGAGUAAACCUGAGUUACUCUGUGCAAACUUUUCUUUCUCUUUCUCUCUCUUUCUUUUCAUCAUCAUUCAUCUUCACUUCAUCUUCAAGUUUACCUUUUAAAAGUUACCUUUAAGUUUACCUUUUUUUUUCAUUUCUAUUUUUUUUUCCUCGUAAAUUGUUUAUCUUUCAAUUAUAUUGAUCAUUUUUGUUUUAAUUGUUGAUAAACAACCACGACAAUUUAACCUUAACCUGGAAUAGUAAUUAAUUGUCACACCAUAAAUGAUUAUCAUCAUCAUCAUUUAAUUGUUGAUUCAAUUACUGUCUAAAUUUAAGUUUAAAUACUUUGUUUGUCUUCAUCAUCAUCAUCAUCAUACCAACAAUAUAAUUGAAUUUAAAAGUUAAUCAUGAUCAUGAUUUACCAACGACAAUUAAUUUGAUUGAAAUAUGUGCAGCCUUUUGUGACAAUUAACUUAAUCAUCAAUCGUUUAUUUAUCAAUUAAACAUUGAACAACAACCAAUUGAGGAUUUUUUUGUUGUUGUUAUUAUUUCAUCUUAAUUGUUAACAAUCAAGAAAUGAUUUUAUAACAAUACAUUUGAUAGUGUGAUCGUGUUGAAUUAAUCAAUAGUCAAUAAUUUAAUUGUGCUAAUUGUGAUCAGUUUAUCUUAAUUAAUCAUGGAUUUAAGUACCAAUAAUAGAUCACCAAGUUCACCUUCAAAAAAUACUAAGAUUAACUCAGAUGAUAAGAUUAAAUUUAAUAUCGAUGGAUUAAUAUCAAAUAAUCACAAUGAAAAUAAUGUUAAUCAUAAAAUUAGUAAAAACAACAAUCAAAGUAAUAAAAGUAAUAAACGAUCAUCAGAAUCUCCGGUCAACCAGAAUUCAUUGAAUAACAGUAAUCAUGUUAAUCAUGAAUCAACUAAUCACAAUCAUAACAACAAUAAUUCACAGUUAAUGACAACGACGACAACUUCAUCAUCUUCAUCAUCAUCAACAACAAAUCCACCAUCACCACCAACAACAACAAUUACAACAGCAUCGAUUACAAAUCAACCUCCACCGGUGGGUAUUGUGGGUGGCGGUGGUGGUGCUAAUCACACUAAUGGUGCUAAUCUUGGUAAUGGAGGAUUAUCCAUGGUGCCAAUGAAUCAUCAACUUAAUCCAUCAACAUUUAAUAAUCCAUUGAAUCCAUUCAUUAACAACAGUUAUCAAGCAUCAACUGUAACUAAAUUAUUAGGUCGCUACUACGAAAAUACUGCCGCUGGUGGUUUGUUUCGAGCUCCAACUCAUUCCUCAGUUAUCGGCGGAUCGAAGCCUAAAGUGGCCACUCCCGAAGUGGUCGCUAAAAUCGAGCAAUACAAAAGGGAGAAUCCAACGAUUUUCGCCUGGGAAAUCAGAGAGAGACUUUUAUGUGAAGGUGUUUGUAGUCCAGGAGCCGCUCCAUCAGUGUCAUCAAUUAAUCGUAUCCUUCGUAAUCGAGCCUCUCAACGAGCUUUAGCCGAGUUCACUCGUAAUUAUCAAUUAGCAGCGGCAUCAGUUGCCCACUACCCGAUGACCCCACCUCAUCCAGUUCCUCCUUAUCCAGCGGGAGUUAAUGCCUCAAACCCAAGCACAAUUUACGCUCUUGCAGCGGCGGCCAGCGCCAUGUUAGGGUCGCAACCUUCACCUCAAAUGGGUCCACCUUUUUGGCAGCCGAUGGGUUUACCCAAUUCAAAUAUGAUGCAUCCAUCAAUCCAAAUGAGGGAUGGAGAUGGUGAUCCUGGUAAAGAUCAAGAUAUCAAAGAUUCUGAUGAUAAGGAAGAUAAAUGUGGAAGUGGAAUGAACAGUGAAAGUUCAUCACCAAAUCUCAGUUCAAUGACGAAUCCAAGUCAACCUAGUCUCGGCUUUGAGCACUUAACAUUCAGUUCCGCUUCAGAUUCUGCAGCCAAAUUCCGUCGGAAUCGAACAACAUUUUCACAAGAUCAAUUGGAGGUAUUGGAACAAGAAUUUGAGAAAACCCAUUACCCAUGUGUAUCUACACGUGAACGACUCGCCCAACGAACAAACCUCUCAGAAGCUCGAGUUCAGGUUUGGUUUAGUAAUCGAAGGGCAAAAUGGCGUCGACAUCAACGAAUGUCCAAUUCUGGUAAUUCGAGGUAUUCAUCUUAUAAUGAAUCGCGAGAUUCAGGAUCACCAGGUAUGGAUAUGAUGUCCGGUGAUGGGUCAAGAGAUUCAUUUGCCACAAAUGUAUCAUCAGAACCACCCCACUCUGAUGGAAGUGUCAACUCAACCCACCAUCACCCGAACAAUAAAACCACCGCCAGUAAUAAUAAUCACAACAAUCACCAUCAUAAUCAUCGUCAUCGUCGCUCAUCAUCAUCUCAUGAUGAGGAUAUUGAUGAAGAUGAAGACGAUGAAGAUAUUGAUAAUCAUCAUGCACACAAUCAUCACCACCAACAACCACCACAAUCUCAACAACAACAACAACAACAACAACAAUCUCCACCUUCACCAUCAGUUAAUGAACUUUUAUCAGGAAACCGAAUCAACAACCGAACCAGUUCAUCCUCAUCCUCACGAUCACCAUCCCCACAAUCAACACCACCAAAGGUUUCAAUAGCAUCCACUAGUCUCAUCAUCGGCAGCGUUGAUUCAGCUUUUAAAAAGGUCAACUCAAAAUGACCACAACAAAACAAUUGAUCCAAAUUUAGGUUAAUCAAUAUUUAUCCUUCUCAUCAAAAUCAAUCAAUCAACAAACACACACACACAUAAACCAACUAAUUGUUAUCGAAAUGAUUAAACAAUUAAUCAACCCUUUAUUCAUACGGAUUAAUCAUUAAUCUUGACAAUUAACUUGUCAAGUGAUUAUCUUUAAAUUUACUUAACUUAAUCAGCCAACAAACUAGGAAAUCACAAUUAACUAAAUCUCAUCCCAAUGAUUACGAUUCCAAUUCCAAUUACUUUGUAUCUCAUAUUUUAUCCCACAAUUUAGUUUAAAAUGUUAAUCUCACCCACACACAACAAUCAAUUCAAUGGAAACUUUUACAAAUUAUCAUUGAGAACAAUUAAUUUAAUUAUAAUAAUUUAAAUUGUAACAAAAAAUCAUUAACCUGUAAUUUCACAUCAUUUCACCUUAACCUCCAUUUUGUUUGAUCACAAUUUCUUAAUCACAAUCCAACAACAACAUUAACCAAAACUAUUUUAAUCAGCUUGCGAUAUAAACACUCCCAACAAUUAAAACUAAUUGUUCACCUCAAAUUGGAAACAAUUAACUCUCUCUCCCUCUUAAUCAGUGUCAUCAUGAACAAUUUAAAUUGAUACCAAUUAAUAAAAAAAAACAAUGACA
This is a messenger RNA of Panonychus citri (citrus red mite), 3499 nucleotides long. Its product is annotated as transcription factor stalky-like. The record is from RefSeq and is a predicted model, not a curated record. The coding region runs from base 853 to 2835 and encodes 660 amino acids. NCBI's taxonomy places the organism in Eukaryota, Metazoa, Arthropoda, Arachnida, Trombidiformes, Tetranychidae. Gene Ontology annotation, molecular function: DNA-binding transcription factor activity, RNA polymerase II-specific; RNA polymerase II cis-regulatory region sequence-specific DNA binding. The transcript has 7 exons. Gene Ontology annotation, biological process: anatomical structure development; regulation of transcription by RNA polymerase II.